AGUUUACACUAAAAUCUUUCCCGGGAAAAAAAAUGAUGAUGACGAUUAUUCUUUCAGUAUAACGGAUGUCCCUAUAUUUUCUAUAUCCACCAUUACACGCGGAUUACAAUAGGUCUUUUAUUGCUGCACCGCGGGGUAGCCAGCCCUUGGAUUGUCUGACAAGCUUUAGAGAAACGAAGCCUUGGCAUAUCUCAUUGAUUUCUUGCUUUUCAAAGAUCUUGGUGAAGUAUAACACAGAAGGGGGGCUUUGACAGAGAUAUGGUCGAACGAAAUCUUUGCACGGACAUUUCCACGAAGCAGUUCCUACUUUUCACUGACAAUACCGCAACUUGAUACCGCUAUCUUUUUGGGUAAUUAACAGUUCAGCUGGGAUAAUUAAUUAGGAUGCAGGCAAGGGAUUCGGAAGAUCGCAGAUGAUUUUUACAGAGAGAAGAAAUUCAUGCCUCGGUGUUUAUGGAUUCUGUUUAAUUAAUAUUAAUUGAAUUCAACGAAAUCCAGCCUUUUGAGGAGAAAAAUGGUUUUGAGGAGAAUAAUGGAAUCAGUUAUUCUUCAUUAAACUUUGUUCUGAGAUACUGAACAAUCUCAAAAGUAGUGUCGGAUAUUUUUAAAGUAUGGACAAACGAGGGAGCGAAAUGACCACAUCUCGCGGAAAAGAAAACACUGGACAAGGAGAAAAGAAGGAUUUGUUCGUGGAGUACACAACAGACAGACGGACAGGGUGUUACCUCAGUCGUUUCCAAGUGUCCUGUCUGAUUCUAGGAAACUUGUUUAUUCUGUGCACGGCCGUAGCUCUAGUAGCGUUCGUGAAGAAAGAACGCGUCAUCUACGGGACUUCAAUGCCUGACGCAUUGUGCAGCUGUGAGACGCCCAAACCUUACGCCAACGCGACGCUAGAAUAUUACUACGUCAAAAACCAAACGGCGUCCGUGACGGCGUGGUCCGAGAACCUAGUAGAAGUUGAAAACACAACCCUAGCGAACGGCUCUGUAAGACAGGAAAAGGAAGAAACCAAAGUCAUUCCGGAAGAGGAAGUCGUCGCCCCAGCAUACGAGCCAUGGAAGAUAAUUCGACUUUCGAGAGACCUCUUGCCUCUUCUGUACGAUAUUUAUCUAAAAGUGGAUCUAGAAAAAUUAACGUACCGGGGAAGCGUAGACAUGUAUCUGCAUUGUACCAAAAAUUCACGAUUUAUUAUAUUUCACAUUUCUCAUCUUUACUAUGAAAAGAAUUCUGUAAGAGUUGUCAAUAAUGCUACCUCGCAGGACUUAGAAAUCGUCACACAAUUCCGUUACGCUAGAAACCAGUUUUUCGUCAUUGAGCUCCGUUCGGAACUCUCGGCAGGGACCGUGUACAGAGUGAGCGUCGGAUAUUACGGGUACUUACACGAGGAUCUGAGGGGAAUUUAUCUCAGCAAAUACGUGACUCCUAGCGGGGAAACCAGACGUUUAGCGGCGACACAGCUACAGUCCACAGACGCCCGGAAGUUAUUCCCAUGUCUUGAUGAACCGGAUAUGAAAGCUGCCUUCCGGUUGACACUCACGUACCAAGAGGAGUAUGAAGCUAUCAGCAAUACGCCCCGGAAAUCGGAGUGCAUGGAGAACGGAUGGAAGACGACCACGUUUCAGACCACGCCCAUCAUGUCCACCUACCUCCUUGCCAUUGUUAUCUCAGACUUCGCUCACAGAGAGGUUGUCCUUGAAAACGGAUAUGACAUUCGAGUUUGGUCUCAGCCGGAUAAGAUAAAUCAGACAGAGUAUGCAAUAGGAAUAAUCAGCCAAUGCUUCAAAUUCUUCACUGAAUAUUUCAACAUCACAGACGUCCUCAACAAGACUGAUCACGUGGCGGUCCCGGAUUUCAGUGGCGGUGCCAUGGAGAAUUGGGGUCUCGUUCUUUAUCGCGAGACCGCGCUACUUUACGAACCUGGUGUAUCAUCCAGUGAGAACAAGCUAAUGGUGACGUUGAUUAUAGCUCAUGAGGUUGCCCAUACGUGGUUCGGUAACAUGGUUACGAUGGCGUGGUGGGAUGACCUCUGGCUCAAUGAAGGCUUCGCCAGCUUGCUGAUGUAUUUCGCUAUGGAUGCAAUUUAUCCAGAAUGGAAUGUGUUUACUUUAUCUGUUGUUGCCAAAGAGGUAUUUCCUGUAAUGGUAAAAGACGCCCUUACUACGUCACAUCCGGUCUCGACUCCAAUAGCUACACCAGACGACAUAGCAGAAUCAUUUGAUUCUAUAUCAUAUAGCAAGGGGAUGGCCGUGCUUAGAAUGCUGAUGGGUUUCGUUGGUAAAGAAGACUUUCAGAAGGGGCUCAGGAUGUACGUCACCAAAUACAAAUUCCAGAACGCCAAAAUGGAACAACUCUGGGAUACGUUCAGUGAGGCAGUGGAUAACCAGUAUGACAUCAGAUCAGUGAUGACGACAUGGACACGUCAAAUGGGAUAUCCGGUAAUUACGAUGCGCGCGCAGGCUGACUUCUUUCAUCUGACCCAAAACAGGUUCCUUUUAGACAAUAAUAAUGAGACGGACGUUAACGGUAGCUCAGACAGUUUUACAUGGGUUGUGCCGUUUACAUAUAUAACAGAGGAUGAUGACGAAGUACAGUUAAUCUGGAUGAAUGAAUCAUCAGCUGUGAUUCCUAGGACUAAGGACAGAUGGAUAUUGGCGAAUCAUGAAUUCAUAGGAUUUUACAGGGUCAAUUACGAAGUCAGCAUGUGGGGAAAGCUAGCCGAGCAACUGCAUUUAAAUCAUUCUGUAUUUCCUGAGGCAAACAGGGCUGGACUAAUAGGAGAUUCCUUCAAUUUAGCAAGAGCUAAGCUUCUUCAUUAUGACGUAGCCUUGAACAUGACGACAUACCUGAAACACGAACGAGGCUACGCCCCGUGGACUGCAUUCAUGGACUCGGUUGAGUACAUCCGGAGCUCAAUAUCAAAGUCGGGGGCAUAUGUUCUCAUGCAGAAGUAUCUUCGUGACCUGGUGGCGCCUGUAUACGACUCGCUGGAUAUGACAAUGGAGGGGGUGCUUCCGGAGAGAUACUUACGUCAGAUCAUCUUAAAGCUUGCGUGUGAAGUUGGACACAAGAGGGCUCUAAAAUACGCCAAGGAGAUGUUCAACCGUUGGAUGCGCGAAGGAAUGACACUACCCAGCGACUACUCCGCGGUGAUCUACACGGUGGGGGUGAUGGAGGGAGGCCUAGAGGAAUGGGACUAUGUCUGGAACAGGUCACAAGCAACCAACGUGGCCGUGGAGAGGGAGAUGCUGAUGAGCGCACUUGGACAGUCCCAAAAACCAUGGCUACUGUGGAGGUAUGCGAACUGGAUUUUCGAUCCCGACCGGAUUCGAAUGCAAGACGUAAGAAUGGUGAUCAGUUAUCUGUCAAAGCGCCCCCUAGGAAGGAUGAUCUCCCUUCAUUUACUGAUGACGAAGUGGGAUAAAUUGAACGAACAGUUUGGUUUUGAUAAUUUCCUUCUUAGAGAGAUGAUUGGUGAGGUCACACAGUUUGUAAACUCAGAAUUUGAACAUAACCAGCUAUCAACCCUUUUUAAAGACAAGCCUCCUAAAGUAGCGAGAAAGGAGACUUUAAACUCUCUAGCACUUAUUAAGGCGAACAUCAACUGGAUGAAUGAAAACUAUGACGUCAUAACUAAGUGGUUACGUAAUCAUGUAUCAGGGAUGUUAUGACUGAAUAGCAAUUCUUCUAAAAAUCCAAAGCUUGUUCGAAGUCUGAAUGAAGGAAAAUAACCAUGUGGUUAAUAUAAUCUUCCACUCUAUCAUUUUACUAACAUGACGGCAAACAGCUGAGCUCUAAACAAAUUACCUUGAAGUUUCACCAAAUAUUGACAUUGGCGAAGGUCAGAAAUUAUUAUGAAAGGUGAAGGUGAACGGUUUUAAUUGUUUCAGUGGACUUGAUCUUUGAAUGAUCAUAGACAUGUGGUAAUAUACUUAAAAGGUAACAUAAAAAAAAACAUAGAAAGGUUUUGUAAAUAAUAAAAUAAACAUGUAUUCUUCAUACUGUGGAUAAAUGUGGAUAAAUUUUGAUGUCAAAUGUACAGAAUUAUUUUUAGUGCGCAUGUAGAUGUAAAAUAGCAUUAUGACUUUGUUAAUUCCAAUGUUGACUAUUGUUGCAAAAAUUAGUGUUGUAUCUGUGAAUUUUAAAAAAUAACAUUUUUUGUCAUAAAAUAUCUUAAAGGAAAUCUAAUAGCUAUUUAAUUACGGUUGUUGAAAUAUGCUUAGAUAGUCUUAGCUUUUUAAUGUGUUUAUUGUGUGCAUUUCAUUUUAAGUCUCAUUUCAUUUGACAUGCAAUUAUUCUUAUCUACGAGAGUACUGUAAGAAUUAAAUUUAAAUUUACA
Messenger RNA from Magallana angulata, 4336 nucleotides. Its product is annotated as glutamyl aminopeptidase-like. The transcript has 21 exons. Bases 612 to 3668 code for a protein of 1018 amino acids. Gene Ontology annotation, cellular component: cytoplasm. Lineage: Eukaryota; Metazoa; Mollusca; Bivalvia; Ostreida; Ostreidae. The record is from RefSeq and is a predicted model, not a curated record. Gene Ontology annotation, biological process: peptide catabolic process; proteolysis. Gene Ontology annotation, molecular function: metalloaminopeptidase activity; zinc ion binding; peptide binding.